AUGGCACUCGCCCGCCCGCUCCCUCCGCUGUGGCAGACGCUGCUGCCCGGCCUCAAUGGCCCAAUGCGGCCCGUCCUCAGCCCCAACUUCCCGCAGCGCCUCUCACAGCCUUUUGGGGCAAUCAGCACACCCUUCGGCGCCCUCGCCAUACCCUCGCUGUCUCUCCCCUCGAUACCGUCACUAGCCGACAUCUGGGACGGCAUACUCAACGCGGUGCCCAAGAAGAAGACGUCAUACCGCAAGAAGCGACAACGCUUCAUGGCGGGCAAGGGCCUAAAAGACAUUACGUCGCUGAACACAUGCUCUGGGUGUGGAAGGGUCAAGCGGUUACAUAUCCUGUGCCCCUACUGCGUGGAUGCCAUCAAGACCAACAUCUUCGGCCAGCUCAACUGGUCCAUCCGCCAACCAACCAAGAAGAUGGCUAAGCAACUCGGACGCGAAAAGCGAGAAGCAGCCCAAAGAGCGCGAACUAUGAUGCCCGAUCCAAGGAAAGAGAAGGAGGAGCAAAUAUUGAAGCAUACCGGCUGGAAAAGGUGAUGACGGAAUUAUAGAGCUGGUCAGUAGAGAAUGAAGCAUACACUCGGCGAGAGGCUGGAAAAAAGACCCGGGGGGCGUGCAAAGCACAUGCCACUCUGCGUGUAAAGCACACAUGAGUGCGUUCAGGCGUUAGGAAUACUUGUACAUGAGAAAUGUAACAACACGAUACUUGAAGGACUAGGAUACACAGCACAGGCUGAUCAAGACUAGCUGAAGCAGUUCAAGGUGUCAUUCACACCUUCGAUCUAUCAUACCAAGUGCACUUGAGACAUGC
Molecule: messenger RNA, 811 nt
Organism: Alternaria alternata
Lineage: Eukaryota; Fungi; Ascomycota; Dothideomycetes; Pleosporales; Pleosporaceae
Exons: 2
Coding region: 1-537 (178 amino acids)
Biological process (GO): translation
Cellular component (GO): mitochondrial large ribosomal subunit
Molecular function (GO): structural constituent of ribosome
Source: RefSeq, a predicted model, not a curated record